Molecule: messenger RNA, 3001 nt
Organism: Exaiptasia diaphana
Lineage: Eukaryota; Metazoa; Cnidaria; Anthozoa; Actiniaria; Aiptasiidae
Product: formin-like protein 3
Exons: 27
Coding region: 82-2904 (940 amino acids)
Biological process (GO): regulation of cell shape; cell migration; cortical actin cytoskeleton organization
Cellular component (GO): cytosol
Molecular function (GO): actin filament binding; small GTPase binding
Source: RefSeq, a predicted model, not a curated record
GACGUUCCGCAUCCAGGGUUUUAUUACUUCUUUGGAUGAUUCGCUCAUCGCAACCUGAAUUAAUUAGAAUAUUAUCAAACGAUGGUUCAAGAUCGCAAGAAAGAUGCGACUUACGGCUUUACGACCGGAGUAAUGGAUAUGAAAGCGAAAAAUGGUAUUGUGCGAAAAUCCACAGCGAGGGCUUUUGACUCUGUUCGUUCGACCAGUAGUUUUAUCUAUUCCAACUCAUCUGGCGGAGAGGAAACAGAAUUUGAGGUCGACGAUGAAAUGCCAGACGAUGAUGAGAUCGAGGAACGGUUUUCUGUCCUUCUGGAAAAAAUGGCUUUACCACCAGCUAGAGCAGCUGAACUUUCMAAAAGUCCCAAAUCACACAAAUGGAAGAUGAUUAAAGCGAAAGAGCAAAUGGAGCCCAAGUAUUCGUCUGGAUUCUACAUCGAGCAGCUGAGAGGACAUCGUCAAGUKKCUACUGACAGACACAGUGCCUCAUCKAAACGWGCAGCAAAGUCACUAGAACCAGUUGAAAUGAUCCUGAGAUCGUUAGAGGUCGACCUACGGACACACCCCAAUACAACAUGGCUAAGAGAGUUUAUUGACGAUCCUUAUCGUGGUCAUAUUGCWCUYAUUGAAUUUCUUGAACACCUUCAUCUUAACCCUCCACACAAAGACACUCCUAUACCACAGGAACUCCAAUCCGAGACCGAACGAUCACGUGGAAGAGGGCAGACUGGUAGUAUGAGAUCUUUGAAGGGCGAGACUUUUGCAAGAAGCUAUAUUGAUGAGCAUCUGUGUCUGCAAGGUCUGCGAGUUCUAAUGAAAAACAAGUAUGGUUUCCAGUCCGUCAUGAGCGUACCUGAUACUGUAAAAGCCAUCAUUCUUUGUCUUAAAAUCAACAGUCGUAAAACGCAGGCCCUUGUUAUUCGUAUGUUGACGCAAAUCUGCAGUGAGAUCGAAUACUACGAUAGAAUCAUCGAUGCCGUACGUUUCUUCAUGAAGACAUCGCGAGAAUCAAAACCAUUUGAGACCAUCGUGUCUUUGAUCUUCAAAAAACCGAUAUCGCCGUCUUUUCAGGCCAUUUGCCUGACGUUUUUUAACAAGUUCAUCAAUUGCUGCCCAUCUUUCAAUGUCAAAGUCUUUCACCAACAAGAGAUCGAGAAUGCAGGAUUGGAUCCAGACAAAGUUGAACAGACUCUUGAAGGAGUUGAAGCCAAAUCAGUUCGCGACGCCUUGAAAACAUGGCGAAGCAGCUACAUCAACGUACAGAAUGUUGUUGAUGAAUUUGUCACGUUGCGAGAGAGAACCAAGUACUUGCGUGACGAGGUUGAUCUACUGACGUCCAAACUAGAGGAAGCAGAGAAAUCUCAAGUUGACACCAAAAAAAGGAAUGAAGAGCUAGAAGGUGUUGCUGAAGAAUACAGACUACGAACAACAGAAYUACAGACAACACUAGAGAAUCUUGUGAAACAAGUGAAACAUGACGCAGAGGCCGUUCCAGAAGAUCUGAUCACUACACUCUCUGAGGCAGCAGCAGCAGCUGUUGUACCGGAAGCACCACCUCCUCCCCCKCCACCACCCCCACCGGCACCGAUGAAUGAUUUGAAUGCACCUGAAUCGCUGCCCAAUAUGCAUUACUGGGAUAGUUACUCCGAAAACUCAUUGCAUUUGAGAAAACGCUUUCAACACAAAGCCAUUCGUCUUCCUCUACUGAACUGGAUGCCAAUACUGAAUGAAGUCGAGGACUCGAUAUUCAAGGCUGUUAGAGAUGAGGACGUCAUCAAUGACAUGGAUUUUGAUGAUUUUGAUCGACGAUUUGAAAUCAAGGCAAGCGAUGCUGUCGAGGAAGUCCAGGCCAAGAGAGAAAACGCUGUGAAACGAGCCGCUGAACAGAUUACCGUCUUGGACUCCAAGCGCGCAAGGAAUCUUGUUAUUGCUCGGCAUCGAAUUAAACAUCCUACUGAUGAAAUAAAGAAGUUUGUCGAUAGCUGUGAUUUGGUGGAGCUCCCCCCGGAACACGCUGAAUUAYUGCUCAAGUUUGUCCCUACUAAAGAAGAGUUGGCUGGUCUAUCGCGACAUGCUUCAGAGUUUGACAGGAUGUCCGAGGCAGAUCAAUUCAUGUUUCAAAUGGCUCAAGUUGAACGUUACGAGUCCAAGCUGGGCGUUAUGGCUUUCAUGGGGGUAUUUGAAGAGCUUAUGGGAACUGUAGUACCUGAAAUUGACGCUGUYCUGCGAGCUGGAACAUCGAUUUACAACAGUAACAAGUUGAAGAAACUUUUUAAGAUUAUUCUUAUCUAUGGUAACUACAUGAACAGUAGUAGACGUGGUAUGGCGCUUGGCUUCAAGCUGGAAUCAUUGUACAAGAUGGAAGACACGAGGACAACUGAUCGCAAACAGACAUUCCUGCAGUACCUCGUAGAAACCGUACGUCGAAAUUUCCCAGAAAUCAGCAAUUUUUACGAAGACCUUCAUCUUGAAGGGGCCACGCAAGUGUCCAUUCAGACUUUGGCUGCUGAUGUUCAGGGUCUCAGAAAGGGCUUGGAUCUCACCAAAUCAGAGAAGGACAAACAACCAAAUAAUUUCGUGAUUUUUAAUUUCUACAACGGCGCCUUCCGUAAAGUACAUCGCGUCACGGAACGUUUCCGUAAGAUGGAAGAGACGUACUCUCAAGUUUGCCAUCUUUUUUCUGAAGACCCGAAAACCCGCGAACCAUCAGACUUCUUUAAGACGUUCGUUGAUUUUAUUGCUAUGUACAAGAAAGCGGAGAGGGAAUUCGACCAGCAAAAACGGCACGGCUAUUCAGGAGCGACCAAGAUGUUUGAUUAUCAUGGUAUGGCGUUGGAGGCCGCUAACGAGGCCAAGAGGCGUUCACACUACAACAAUGGUUAUGAACCAACCAUUAUUUCUAUAUAAUAUAUCCUUUGUUUUAAACAACCAAUAAGCAUUCUUGUACCCAGACCUUCUUCGCUUUCAAUCAAAGCCUGAAAAUUAAACCAAACGAUAACAAAAA